This is a messenger RNA of Rubroshorea leprosula, 805 nucleotides long. The record is from the annotation of a GenBank genome assembly. NCBI's taxonomy places the organism in Eukaryota, Viridiplantae, Streptophyta, Magnoliopsida, Malvales, Dipterocarpaceae.
ACUUAUAAUAGGCCGGCAAAUCCUGCCUCCUUCCACCUUCGUAUCAGAGCCAGCUCCUCCCCCUUUUCUCCCCACUACUUAUAAUACGGGACUCUAACAGCCUUCAACAUAAAUGGCUGCUGCUUCGCAAGAAAUUAAGCUAGCACCCAUCAUUGACGGCGCCGAGCAGUCGAAUGAUGACGGGUUUGCUGCCGCUGAUGAUUACGAGGACGAGAUUGCGUACUCUGGAUGCGGUUGCUUCCAGCGUUUUUGCCUACGGUGGCGCGGAGGAAUCAAUGGUGGAUAUGGGUAUUUGGUGCGGCGGCAAGAAGAGGAGAUUAGAGAGAGUUGGGUGGUGAGAGCGGUGAAGAAGCUCAAGGAGGUUUCGGAGGUUUUGGCGGGACCGAAGUGGAAGAAUUUCAUCCGGAGGUUCAGUGUUCAUGGAAUUAACAAGAAAAGAAGGAUGAAUUUUCAGUAUGAUCCUCAAAGUUACGCGCUUAAUUUCGAUGAAGGGAUGAACAAGGGAGGAGAUGAAGGUUUUCCUGCUUUCUCUUCUAGAUUUGCUGUGACGCGAUGAGCCAGCUGGUUUUUUUGCUUGCAUUUUUUGCUGAUUUUGCUAUUUAUUUCAAUUUACUUUUCAUAUCUUUCUAUUGGAUGUAAAUUCUUCAUUUGUUUGGGACCUUUGGGUUUCAUUUGUCUCUGUAAAAAUACCAGUUUCCAAAAUCAUUCAUUAUGACUUCAUGUUGAAGAUCGAAUGUGACACGGUUUGAAAGUCAUGGGUUUGGGUUGGAAGGAAUGGUAGGAAAGGGUGCACAACUAUUCCUUC